AUGACGAAAGUGAUUCUGGGAACAUCAGUAGUACUUCUUGAUUAUACGUCCCAAGUCUGCUUUAAUCCAUGUGAAGCACUCAUGUCAGACUUCAUGAAACGAGCUGGGAACCCUGGCCGGGGAUUCCUUGUUUACUCUGCUAUGUUGAGUCUUGGCUCAUGCAUUGGCUAUCUUGUGUCAUCAAUCAACUGGAGGGGCUAUUUUCCUUCUCUUCCAGUCACUCAGGAAGGGAUGGCUUUCUAUGUUCCUUUUGGAUUAUCUGUCAUUUGUGUUAUGCUGACUAUGGUGACUGCUCAAGAGAAGACACAGAGCUCAUGCAUGCCAUCCAGAAGAGAGAGCAGUGAUGAAGAUGCACUUUCUGUGAUGUCCAUGCCCAUGAACAAGGUUGAAGAGAAGAACCUUGAGAAUCCUCAUCCCAUGAGGAAUGGUCAGGUGCUAUAUGGGCCAGUGAAGACAUUGUACACAGUAUGGUCAUGUCCUUUGGUCCUGUGGCGGUUAUUCCUUGCUGAUCUGCUCUGCUGGACGGCCAUCAUGUGCCAUUUCAUUUUCUACACUGAUUUCAUGGGUCAGACUGUAUACAAAGGAGAUCCAGAUGCUACACCAGGCUCCAUACUUGCAGAAAAGUAUGAUGAAGGGGUUCGGAUGGGAUCUUGGGGUUUAUUCCUUCACUGUCUCUUUGGUUUCAUCCAAAAAAGUGUGAUUUCCCUGAUUGGUCUUCGGAGCACAUAUCUCUUGGGGAUGUGCAUUUUCUCAUUGUCAAUGGUGCUGACUAUGUUUGUCACAGACAAUGUUUUCCUCAUCAACGUUUUGGCAGCCAUCUCUGGUGUGGGCUAUUCUGCUGUCACUACAGUUCCUAAUUCCUUGCUCACCAUGUAUCAUGCCAAAAAAGAGAUCUAUCUGUCAGACACAAAGAUGGUUCAAGGGAAGUCUGGGAAGAGAAGAGGUGUGGCAACUGAUUUAGCAGUUCUGGAUUCAGCCUUCUACCUAUCUCAGAUCAUCCUCUCACUCUCUGUGGGCUACCUGGUUGAUCUUUUCCAUAGUUGCAUCCUCUACAUGAUUGUGUCAGCUGGUGCUGGUUUCAUCGGUAUCAUCCUUGCAUCUCGUCUAAUCUUUUCUCCUGUUCAACUGGAACAGUACUAUUACAAGGACAUACUGUCAGCCAACUCUGGUUCCAAUCUCUCUGCCCGUGCUCCUCCUGGUCCUCCUCCUUACCUGACCUUGUUCCAUUAUGCUACAGAGCCUCACUUUUCUUUUACAUUUUGGAUCUCACAUUUGGGAUACAUGAAGGCCGAGAAUCGAGAUCGGGACUCAGUUGGAGAG
Darwinula stevensoni is the source of this 1320-nucleotide messenger RNA. NCBI's taxonomy places the organism in Eukaryota, Metazoa, Arthropoda, Ostracoda, Podocopida, Darwinulidae. The record is from the annotation of a GenBank genome assembly.